Hydatigera taeniaeformis is the source of this 1110-nucleotide messenger RNA. NCBI's taxonomy places the organism in Eukaryota, Metazoa, Platyhelminthes, Cestoda, Cyclophyllidea, Taeniidae. The record is from the annotation of a GenBank genome assembly.
CAUUUUGAGCUUUAUUAUGCCGUUGCAAUUUACUGCAUGUUUCUUUCACAAUUUAGUUUCAUAACGGGCUCCUAUGACAGAACCUGUAAAAUUUGGGAUGCAGCAACUGGUGAAGAGGUUCGGACAUUAAACGGUCACACCAAUGUCGUUUAUACCGUUGCUUUCAACCUGCCAAUUUCAGGUAUAACUUUUAUAUAUCUUAUCAACUGCGCGAUCUACGUGUUCUUAACCAUUUUGAAUGAUUUCCUCUUUCCAGAUCCUUUGUGUUCUAAGGCGAUGGGAUAUUUUUUUUCAGAUCGAAUAGCUACAGGAUCUUUCGACAAAUCUGUGAAACUGUGGAACUCCGAGUCAGGAGAAUGUCUCCAUUCUCUUGAAGGGCAUUCGGCUGAGGUUGUUUGUCUCCAUUUUUCCUGCGAUAGCAAGUUUUUAGCUACAGGCAGCAUGGACACAACGGCCAAGGUGUGGGACCUUGAGACAGGGGUCGAGACGGCCACAUUGCACGGCCACACUGCAGAAGUGAUUACAUUAAACUUUGUCGGUCGAGAUGAUCGCCUUCUUCUGACCGGAAGUUUUGACCACUCUGCAGCACUGUGGGAUUAUCGCACCGGUCGUCGCGUUCGACAUCUCACCGGGCAUGUGGCAGAAGUGGCUUCGGCUGCCUGCUCCUUUGAUGGGCGCAAUGUCGUGACCGCGUCUAUGGACAAAACUCUUCGAGUGAGAGUCGAACUGGCCGUACUUCAUGGCCACGAAGACGAGGUUUUGGAUGUAGCAUUUGAUCUCUCUGGCCGCCAACUGGCUAGUGCUAGUGCCGACGGCACUGCCAUUCUCUGGAGCAUCAGCCAGGGUAACGGUGCUUAUGAAUUCAAGCGACUCAAAGGUCAUGAAGGUGAAGUGAGCAAGGUGAGAUUCACCGUUUGUUUCAGUCCACGUGGCUCCACGCUGCUGACCGCUAGUGCGGACAAGUCAGUGCGUCUGUGGGAUACCCUAACGGGUGAGCUACGGGACGUGCUAGUGGGUCACAAUGAUGAAGUUUUCAGUUGUGCGUUCAACUACGACGGGGAUACCGUCAUUACUGGAUCAAAGGACAACACCUGUCGAAUUUGGCAAUAG